UGUUUUUCUAAAAGUUAAUUUUUUUCAUUAAAACUUCUAUCUUUUUUUUUUUGCAUUAAAUUUUAAAAAAUCGAUACAUUGCCAUUUAUAACCUUUUCUCAACUGUAAAUUCUGUACGUAGUCAAAAAUGUUGUCAGUGUUUUAUUUGUUAUGUGUUUAAGAUAAAAUUCCCUCACAUUAUUUUUAUUGCAGCAAAAUGUCAUUACUGGACUCAGAAAGCAGCUGGUUUUGUUAUUCAUUUAUUUGUUUCUGUAAUAUUGAUUAUAAAUAUUAUGACAUUUGGUACUUGCUGUCCGUGUAUCGAUACAAAAAAAUGGCACAUAAAAUAUCGCGAUGCCAUGUAUCGAUUUUCCCCCGCCGCUAUAAGAUCAUGGGUUGUCUGUUUUUAUGACUGCAAACCCGACUUUAAAGAGAGUGAGACCUCUUUUAUGUUUUCCAACAGAGACGAUCUUUGGCCCAUGAGUCCGCCUCUGUGUGCCUUCCCCCCCACAUCCGGGAAAAUAAUGACAACAAUAAUAGUUUUUUUGUUUGUUUGUCUGUUUAAGUUGUGAAAUUAAACGCAGAGCAAACACUAUAAGAAUCUCAUACUGAGAAGUUUCUGCGCUUAUAAAUAUAUUUCAUUUAAAAACAAACACAUCGUCCUUCAGUUCCGAGCCGCCUCGUUCCUACCCGGUCACUUUCCGCGGACGCACCGAGGCAACAUGACAGCGGCGGAUGAAAACACGAGUGUGAAUGUUGACAACACGAGUGUGAAUGUUGACAACACGAGUGUGAAUGUUGCAGGAGGAGCAGGAAGUAGCGAGGAGGCCAAAGCGCAGGUGUUAAAAGGUGCAGCGUUUCUGACCACGGUGGCGUCCGCCGGGAUGAUCGCAGGAUUUGGCUCCACGUUGGCGCUGGCCAAGAAGAAAAGCCCAAACUGGUUCAGUAAGGGGGUCGUGGCGACCGCGGCGGCCCCUGAGAGCGGGGCCUCUCUGGCCCUCAGAGCUCUGGGGUGGGGCUCUCUGUACGCCUGGUGCGGCGUCGGUCUGCUCAGCGUCACCGUGUGGAAAGUCCUCGGCGUUCACAGCUUAUCCGAGUUCAGACAGAAGAUGCAGUCCUUCUUCCCGUCCAUCCCAAAGACCGCCGAGUCUGCAGCCGGACCUGAACCUGUGGACUGGGACUCGCUCUUCAAGUCAAAGUGACCUCCUGCAGCCGGACCUGAACCUGUGGACCGGGACUCGCUCUUCAAGUCAGAGUGACCUCCUGCAGCCGGACCUGAACCUGUGGACCGGGACUCGCUCUUCAAGUCAAAGUGACCUCCUGCAGCCGGACCUGAACCUGUGGACCGGGACUCGCUCUUCAAGUCCAUGAUGUGCAACUAGAGGACGAAUCAAGCGAGUGACAUUAAUGUGAAAGCAGCAGAACAUUUAAAAACGCUGAAUUCUCUGUUGGGAUGAAGAACAGCUGAUGAGCUGAGACGCUGAACAUACUCGCCUCAAAAGUCAAACUAUGGAGGCAGAUUUCAUAAUUUAAUAAUUUAAUAUCUGACUGAAGAGAGGACGUCCUGCUGAGUCUCUCGGUCUGUGGAGUUAAAAUAAAAUGCAGAAACUCAGCCAUUCAGUUGUCCUGUUACAUUUUACAAUCCUUAUUUAGAUCGUCAUCACUGACAAGAGUUAUUCUAAAAUACGUUACAAUGUAACUGUCGAAAAACUGUUAGCAUGGUAACGUUAGCCGUGCUUUCACAGCUAACAUGCUAAUGGUUGCUAAGCGCCCUUAGCCUGAAAAACUAUGGGGCAGGCCGAGGGUCAUAAUUAUAGAAUGUGUGUGCGUUAAUCGUGCGUCAAAAUAAACAAGUGGCAUUAAAAUGAAUAUGCAUUAACGUGUUAUUAACGCAUAAACCUUUGAAGAAAUCAAGCCAAUUUGUUUCAACCUUAAACUGGUACUCUUACUUCUAGCUUUCAGUUUGGGGAAGCUCACCAUGUUUUUGGGCCAGCUCCUCUGCAGUCUCUUUGAGUUUUCUCGAGAGCUCGUCAUUGUCUCUGCUGAGAUCCAGGAAUUCGGGGUUCAGUUGGUGGAUCUGCUUCUCCAACUGGUUCACAUUAUCCAUGUUCUGGAUCUGCUGCGUUUCCCAGCUUUGUGUUUUCUCUGCAAGAGUCCGUCUGAAUGUCUUGUCCGGUUUCUUCUCCUUGUCCUCCAUCGCUCUCUUUUUUGCCUCAUUAUCAGCCAUUAUCAGGUUUUUCUUGAAAUUCUCCUCCAGAGCAGUAUUUUUAGCCUGCCAGGCAUCUUCGCUCUGUAGGAGAGCAGCAUCUUUGCUGAUCAGCUCCUUUGUGGUCUCUUGUGAGUUUG
This is a messenger RNA of Plectropomus leopardus (leopard coralgrouper), 2325 nucleotides long. RefSeq names its product transmembrane protein 242 (gene tmem242). The record is from RefSeq and is a predicted model, not a curated record. NCBI's taxonomy places the organism in Eukaryota, Metazoa, Chordata, Actinopteri, Perciformes, Serranidae.